Molecule: messenger RNA, 147 nt
Organism: Blumeria graminis f. sp. triticale
Lineage: Eukaryota; Fungi; Ascomycota; Leotiomycetes; Helotiales; Erysiphaceae
Source: the annotation of a GenBank genome assembly
AUGGAAUUUAAUCAGCCGUGGUACUACCCUCUCAGACCGACGAAAGAGCCGAGCACUCAGUCAAAAAUAAGGUCGUCAUCCCACAAGCACUUCGGAUACAUAGAGCCGACGAGAAGGUAUUUGAGAAGCUUGAGGCCAUUCAGAUAA